Nezara viridula (southern green stink bug) is the source of this 270-nucleotide messenger RNA. The record is from the annotation of a GenBank genome assembly. NCBI's taxonomy places the organism in Eukaryota, Metazoa, Arthropoda, Insecta, Hemiptera, Pentatomidae.
AUGAUAGUUGUGGGGGAACGCGAUUUCCUCAAGAACCAGACCGCACGAAGAACAGGACUCCUGUCAUCGGCGGGAAAGGACCGACACUUUGACGUAACGACACGACCACAGGCACUGACGGAGUAUGUGUCAGUGAUCAACGAUAUCCUGGUGCAUCGUCCUCAACACGAUCCUUCCAUCAGGCCAGGCAGUAGAAUCGACAAGGAUACUCGACAAGGACCAAGUAGUUUCUCCGACCGCUGCACCGCUAAUGGAUUCGGCAGGACUUAG